ACAACGCCGCGGUUCUCGAAACCCUAGCAAAAGUCAUUUCUUAUCUUCUCGACUUAUCUAAGAUGGAAGGAUCCGGGAUCGAAGGGCUGACCUUGCAAGACAGUCGUACUGUUCCAGUCGAAUCAGAACAACAACGUACUUUGGACGGGGAUACGGAUAAGUUCGUUGAGAGUAUGAAGUCCUUGUUUGAUUACCAGGAGAGCCAGAUUAGGAUCAGUGUUGAGGGGUUCAACACAUCUGCUGAUCCUGUUGAGCUCUACACUUCUUUGCAAGAUCUCUUCAAAACCUGCGGAGAAGUGGACCACAUCGAGUUCAAGAUAGAUCGUGUGAGAAAACAGGUCAUCAGUCCUUGGGUUGUUGUCCUUCGCGGAGAAGGGGCCAAAGAGAAAGCUUCACUUCUUGACGGAAGUGAAGUUGGAGGAAGGAAGCUGACUGUUUCUCCAGUUGAGGAGCACACCGAUGGGUUGAGCACAUCGGUUCGAGCUGCUAGAUAUGUGGCUGACUUCCAAAGGAAAAGGAGCCAAGCCAUAUCCGUUACUGGAUAUGACCUUUCUCUUCCUCAAGACGACCUCAAGAGUGCUUUGAGGAAGCACUUCGCUUCGUGUGGUGAAAUCACGGACAUCCUCGUCCUCUACAGCCGUGCCCUCGUCCACCUGUAUGGGUUAGGCUCCGUGCACCGAGCUGUCCAGUUGAAUGGAACCGACCUCGGAGGCGGCUUCAAGUUGACCGUCCAAGCCGUGCCCUAUUCGAAGCCUGAAGAAGCCUCUGGGACUAGCCAUGACGUGAUAACUGUUACUUGAUAUUCAAGUUGUGGUAGAUUUGAAAAUUUAUUUAAAACCCGUUAUAAAAAAACGAAUGUGUGU
Raphanus sativus (radish) is the source of this 863-nucleotide messenger RNA. Its product is annotated as nucleolin 1-like. Gene Ontology annotation, molecular function: nucleic acid binding. The transcript has 6 exons. The record is from RefSeq and is a predicted model, not a curated record. The coding region runs from base 63 to 800 and encodes 245 amino acids. Lineage: Eukaryota; Viridiplantae; Streptophyta; Magnoliopsida; Brassicales; Brassicaceae.